Artibeus jamaicensis (Jamaican fruit-eating bat) is the source of this 327-nucleotide messenger RNA. RefSeq lists its product as uncharacterized. NCBI's taxonomy places the organism in Eukaryota, Metazoa, Chordata, Mammalia, Chiroptera, Phyllostomidae. The record is from RefSeq and is a predicted model, not a curated record. The coding region runs from base 1 to 327 and encodes 108 amino acids. The transcript has a single exon.
AUGGCUAACGAACUCUAUCAGGGCAAACCUUGGCACCCGGAGCAGAUUAGCCUGGACCCCAACGCCGACUCCGAAGGUCUGUGUGACAAGCCUCCCGAGGAGGAACGCCCGGCUGCCCGCAAACCCAAAUCAGCAUUGGCCGCGGGCGAGAAAGCUGGUCGGCGAGUCGGAGCAAGGAUCCGUGCCCAGCACCCCGCAAGGGCCUCUGCGCGCCUCCUUAACAAGGAGGAGGCGUCUCCACUGGACAAGGGCUGCUGUCUCAGCCAUUUCCCGCAUCUCUGCAUCUUUACGUGGCCAUCGCCUUCUCCAUCACCUCUUGCCUUUUGA